Dovyalis caffra is the source of this 1458-nucleotide messenger RNA. The record is from the annotation of a GenBank genome assembly. NCBI's taxonomy places the organism in Eukaryota, Viridiplantae, Streptophyta, Magnoliopsida, Malpighiales, Salicaceae.
AUGGAUAACAUGCUAUGCGAUGAGCUGCUUCAAGAGAUCUUUGCUAGAAUACCCAAACCACCACAAUCAUCAUCGUCAUCAUCAGCUUCAGCAACAUCAAUUUCUUUAGUCUCUAAACGAUGGCUCCACCUGUAUCGUACCUCAAAAACCUCUCUUUCUCUCAGACUUAACCUUGAUGAUUCCACAAUUACCUCUCUGACGUCUCUCCUCUCUCACUACCCUUUUCUCUCCUCUCUAUCUCUCUUCCUAAUCUCCUCUGACCCCACCGUAACAACUGCCAGAACUACCGCUACAACUUUCAAUGAUCGUCUUCUCUAUAUAGUCUCCUCGUUUUGCUCCAGGCUUGAACACCUUAGGUCCUUGGCUGGUCCUGUCUCACAAUCUUCUCUCUUUGCUCUCUCUAAUUCUUGUACCCGUUUGAACUCUCUCACUAUCUCUCUCUCCAGGCCUCUCUAUUUUAACUGGGUUGUCCCUUUUAAUUGUUUAAAAGGCCUAUCUAUCUAUGUAUCUGGCUGUUAUGGAGUUUAUGAUUGCUUUAAAGAAUAUGGGUUCUGCUCAAAUGAAGAGCCUGAUGCUGAAUUGGGUAUAGAGAGUCUUUUGUUAUCAGGUGUUGGAGGAGAAGAUUAUGGUGUUGGUUGGUUAUGGAGGAGCUGCAAAAAGCUCAAGAAAUUGCAGCUAAAGAACUGUGAAGGUAUUGGUGAUGGAGGGUCCUUUUUGUCGUUUAUUAAGUGCCUGAAGGGUCUCCAAGAAGUGGAGAUAAGGGCCUGUAGGAGUAUAGUUACUGGUGUUUUGUUAAAAUUGGCAGAGAAUUGUAAUUCUUUGAUUUCUCUGUUGGUUUAUGAUGGUGGUAAUGCAGAGGGUUUGCAUAACUUUAUUAGCAACUGCAGGUGUGAUUUGCAAAAACUCGAUUUUCGAUUACCUUUAGACCUUAGGAACGAUCAUCUCUCAGCUAUUGGACUGAAUUUUAAGGGCCUCUCAACUCUUAGGCUUCAAAGUUGUUGUCUAGUAAGUGGCGAAGGGCUUAAGGUUCUUGGGAUUGCCUUGAGUUCGGGCCUUGAAGAAUUGGCAUUGAUCAAUUGUGAUGUUGUUGAAAGGGAAUCCGGAUUGCUUGCAACGUUAGGACAGCAUAUGAAGCGAUUAAGGAAACUGGACUUGUCUUUUAAUGAGUUUUUGGUUGAUAAGGAGUUAAUCUCGAUGCUAGUUUCUUGUAAUUGUUUGAUUGAAUUGAAUUUGAGACGGUGUAUUGGACUUACUACUGCGUCAAUGGUUUCUAUAUUUAAGAAUUGCAGGGAGUUGCAGAGUGUUGAUAUCAUGCAAUGUUAUGGGAUUGGGGCUGAGGCUGUUGAGCUAUUUGUCCUCAAUUCACAGCAAUUGAGACGUCUACAAGUGGAGGAAAACAAGAUUUCACAUGUUGCAAGGUCAUGGGCAUCGCAUAAAUUCAUUCAGGUUGUUUCUUAA